Messenger RNA from Drosophila nasuta, 3928 nucleotides. RefSeq names its product Glycogen binding subunit 76A (gene Gbs-76A). Gene Ontology annotation, cellular component: protein phosphatase type 1 complex. NCBI's taxonomy places the organism in Eukaryota, Metazoa, Arthropoda, Insecta, Diptera, Drosophilidae. The transcript is spliced from 3 exons. The coding region runs from base 922 to 2772 and encodes 616 amino acids. The record is from RefSeq and is a predicted model, not a curated record. Gene Ontology annotation, molecular function: protein phosphatase 1 binding; glycogen binding. Gene Ontology annotation, biological process: regulation of glycogen biosynthetic process.
AACUGGCGGUGCUGCCACGGCUGCCACGACGAGCGCUGGCAAAAUUUAAGAAAUGAAAUUCAAUUGAAAUUGAAAUUUUUUAUCUCGUAUUUAGCGUGAAUCGUUUUUGUGUGAGUCUCGUGUGCUUUUUGCAUAAAUCCGACGAAGCAGCUCCUUUACAUCACAACUAAUCCCCUCGCAGAGACGUCGCGCGUGUGAACAAAAAGGCAAAAGCGAAAUAUCAAAAAUACAAAUAAAUAAUAAUACAAGUCAAAGAAAGCGAAUCUAAUUCGAAACAUAUCGUCGACCCAUUUAAAGUGCACACAAUUGCAUCCAAAAUAACAUAGUGUUAUCUAAGCAACUAGCGCCAUCUGUGGGCCCGAACCGAAAGUUGUUGUGGAAGUGUAUGUGCCUGUGACUGUGUGUGCGUGUCUGUGUGAGUGCGUUUAAAAAGUGAAAGUUCAGGCGAGAAGCAUACUAUAUCCUUUUGCUGGGUCAUUUCCUUGGCACAUUUUUCAAAGGCGGAGGCGAGAGCGAAGGCGAAGGCGGAGUACAUAACGAGACCGAGACACGCAAUACAUAAGCCUUACUAUAUAUCUACAACAUAACGUCGACUUUGGUAUAGCAUACACAUCAACACAUUCACAUAUACAUAUGUAUGAGCGCGUGUGUAUAUAAACGCCAUUAGCUAUACUACAUCUAUGUGUGCGAUAUUUAUGCGACAACUUUGACAACUCAUAUUUUUUAUUACUACGUGAACGGUUGAGCCAAGAACUUGGCCAUACUAUACAACAAAAAAAGGCAACCCCUUGGAGGCAGCAUCGUUGCAGUAGCCGCAGUUGUUGUUUUGUUGUUGUUGUUGGCAUCCGCACAGCCACCGACACCGCCAUCGACAUUGCCACCGCCCGCAGCAGCAGCAAGCAUCACAUUGACGUGACGUAAAUGAACGAACCCGGCGAUAUACCAUUGACACACACCAGCACGCCGGACAGCAGGCCGCCCUGCAGCAUUAUCUCAAUCAUACCAAACAUAGGGAUGUCAUCAUGCCGUGGACGUGCCGAGGCAUUUGCGCGAAGCUUGUCCUCCAAGCUGCGCACCCUGGGAACCCAGGCCAACGAGGAGGGCGCCAAUGCAGAGGAUGAGCCCAUCAUAAAUGGCACAAAUACCAACACUUGGGUGAAUGCACACGAAUCCGAACAGACUGUCACCGAUCUGCAGCCGCUGCGCCAUGAGUCGGACUCAUUUUUCGACUUUGACUGCGAGCUGGAAUCGCCAGGCAGUCCGGUGGAUGAGUGCGAGUACUUGCGUCUCAUAGAAACCGCCUCGAAUACGCCACACAACUCCACCGCUGAGUCAGGCUACGCCUGCGCCUCGGCAGCCAGCAGUCACAGCAGCACCGAUGGUCCAUACUUUGAUGCUGCCGCCGGCAGCAGCAGCAGCAUCAUCAGCAAUGUCCCAGACGAGCUGCUGGUCACGAGUCAGCCGCAGCCACAUCCGCAUCGUGGCAAAGUGCCACCGGCGGAACUCAAGGAGUUUGCCAAUGCUCUGCAAUUGAAUGGCACACACGAGUUGCUCACAAAUGGCGAGAAGGAGCAGGAGCACAAGGAAGAGGAAGUGAAGCAGGAGAGUGAAGAUGAGACGCUGUUGCAGGCACAAAUACUCAGUGAGCUGCAGCAGCAUUCGGAAAGCGUGAAGAGUACCGAGCAGGAGCAGAAGCUGGCACCCGAGGAACCAGCACUGCACAAUGGACACAUAGAUCAGGCAGAGGAACAGCUGCUGCAGCUUGAGGAGACUGCAGCGAUAGCCACAGUCGAGGAUAAGCAAGAGACGGAGCAGCAGCUGGAAGAGCAAUUGCCAGCGAAUGGCGCCGAUGAGGUUGACAAGUGCGAGAGCAAACUGACAGUCGACAUAGAAGUGGCGCAGCAGGAGCAGGCCAAGCAAACUGUUACUGAGGAGGACAAGGAGAAGGAGCAGGAAGAUGAGACGGAGGCAGACAAAGAGAAGGAGAAGACAAGUCACAGUCACGGCAUGGACACCACAGACGACGAGGAUGACUGUCGACCGCAGCGUGUGCGUCGCUGCUCCUCACUGAAGACGGGCAAAACACCACCGGGAACGCCAGGACGCAAGAAGAUUGUGCGCUUUGCCGAUGUGCUGGGCUUGGAUCUGGCCGAUGUGAAGACCUUCUUGGAUGAGAUACCCACCAUACCGAAGUCAGCGUUCGAGGAUCUGGAAAUACUGGAAUCGGAACCGCCAUUGGUGCUGGGACCGAAGUCCGAUAAGCUGUUGAUGCCGCUGUUCCAGCAGCCAGGCGGAUUGGCCACAUUCCUCGAUGCGGUGCGCGAGAAGCAAGUGUCGCUGGAGAAUGCCGCUGUCAGCGAUAGCAUCAAUCAGACCAUCUCCGGUUCGGUGCGUGUGCGCAAUUUGGACUUUCAUAAAUCGGUGCAUAUACGCUAUUCGCUGGACGGGUGGCGCAGCUAUGCCGAUCUGCAGGCCAACUAUGUGGAGAACUCCUGCGACGGCUUCUCCGACAAGUUCACGUUCGUGCUCUUCGGCAACUCGCUGCAUGUGGGCCAACGUUUGGAGUUCGCGGUGCGCUUUCAGUGCAAGGGUCAACAGUUUUGGGAUAACAAUUAUGGCGCCAACUACUGCUUCCAAUGUUUGCCCUCCUCGAAUCACACGGCAUCGCCGGCGACUGUGGUGACUGGCGCCGUGCCGACGCAUCAUGCCAGCAGUCUGGUCGGUAUGCUAAGCCCCGCAGCGGGCGAUGCCUGGUGCAAUUCGUUCUACUAAAUCACACACAACAAACCAAAUUUAGUAGCUAUGCAUGUUGCGGGGGAGGAGGCAGUAGACGACGCGGACGCGGGUCGUUGGGUCGUUGCAGUCAAUGCCAUGAAUGCCAUACGCCGUCAAUGGUUGAUCGAUGAUAAAGUUGUUGAUGAUGAUGAUCAGCACCUUGACAGCGUGUGCAGUGGCAUCUGCCACAACCAAAGAUCAGAAAGAUCAGAGAUCAGAUCAAUACCAAAAUAAUGAGAACGGCGUUAAUCCCCCAACCAUACACACACACACACACACACACACUCACACACUUACACCCACACACACACACACACACAUCACCAACCUUGUAUGUACGAGUAUGUAAGGCAAAUUGUUUAUAUUUUUAUAGAGCGAAAGAAUAGAGCUGGAGGUAAACCAGAAGCAGGAGCAGGACAACCAGGCGAAUCAAAUUACAAACAAGCUACAUGAAAAUUAUAAACAAUGAAAAUGAUCAAGCAAAGCGCCAGCAGAGUGCGAAAGAAUCCCAAAGAUAGUUGUUAGUCUAUACGUUAUAAGAAGAGCAAGUGAUAACAAAUGAUGAUCAUGAUAAUCCAAUGUCCAUGAUAUAGCUAAAUCAUGCAUAUGAUUGCGAUUAUAUUGAAAAGUCUUUAAAUGUCUUCUAUAUAUUGUCUUGAUUUCGAUACUUUCUGUUUUUUUUUAGCAGUUUGUUCAGGCGUGUGAGGGGCUCCCAUUGCGUAUACGCAACAAAAUACAACAAAACAGUUCCUCGAAUCAGAAUCAUAAUCAGUUACAACAUUCAUAUCUAGUCAAUUCAAGUUUACCCACAAAGACUUUGACCUUAAUCAUACCCACAUAUAACAUAUAGUCAAAGGGUAAAAAGCCCAGUCGAAUCUCUUGCCAAACCUCAUUAAUUCUCCAUAAUAGAUGCUACAACAACAGAUCACAGCCCAACACAUACUGAACACUCUUCUCUUUGAUAUGCCAAAAAGAAUAACUCUGUUUCUCCUUAUUUUAAUUUCCAUUUUUUCAUUGUUUAAUUUUAUUUUUGCUUAGUUAUUAAUUUAAAACGAUUUAUUUUACGAUUUCGGUGUUUUUAUUCAUAAUAUAUAUACGAUAUACAAUAUAAUAUAUUAAAUAUACAAAAUAAAACAAAAAAUGAUAUACUUUA